AUGCGCAGUCCUCGGGCUGGCCCGGCGCACCUUUUCUCGCUGCAGCCACAUUGUGAGCGCUCGGCCCUGCAGAUAACCGCCGGCUCCCCGCCCCGCCCCCGCCCUCGCCCACUCCGCCCACUCCCGGGCGCCCAGGAUCCCACACUCUGCCCUUCCCAGCCCAGCCCAUUUGGGUUCCCAAGAACUGCAGUCCAGCCAGCGGCUCAUCCACCGCCCAGCUCCAUGGGAAGAUUCGGCUCAGCCAGACCCAAGCCAACGGCAGCUGCUUGGAAACGCGGGCUCUGGGCUUUCCCAGAGCAGUGGCCGCCCGCCCGACCCAGGCCCCGGGCGCUUUCCCACCGGCCCUCAGGAGGAAGAGAAGGACCAAGGUGAUGAAAGACAGCUGAGCCACGCUCCAGAAUACAAGCUUCCUUUGUUCUCCUGGGUAAAUGCAAUACACAGUGUUUCCGAUGUGGAGGGCUGAUAAAGUUAGGACAGCAGUUGGUUCCCUGGGACCAAAACCCACGACUGAAGAACUUUUGCCCAAAUCAAAUCCUUUGUGGAAUGAUGAUGCCCAAACGGAGGUGUGACAACUCAUCCGUGAUAAAAUUCAAGCAAGCAUCCUGUCUAUGUUCAUUUUUUCUUUCUUUCUUU
Molecule: messenger RNA, 633 nt
Organism: Chinchilla lanigera (long-tailed chinchilla)
Lineage: Eukaryota; Metazoa; Chordata; Mammalia; Rodentia; Chinchillidae
Product: translation initiation factor IF-2-like
Exons: 3
Coding region: 1-372 (123 amino acids)
Source: RefSeq, a predicted model, not a curated record